This is a messenger RNA of Medioppia subpectinata, 4111 nucleotides long. The record is from the annotation of a GenBank genome assembly. Lineage: Eukaryota; Metazoa; Arthropoda; Arachnida; Sarcoptiformes; Oppiidae.
AUGUCGCGGCCAUCGUAUUUCUACGAGGGAAGGACUCGCUUCGGUGGCACUAACAACGCCCGCGCGGCCCGACUCACGGCCGGCACCACUCCCUACUCAGUGUCGGCCCGAUUGGCACCGAUGGUCACACUUAGGCCACAGCAGCGACCGGUGGCUGUGAGCGCGUCGGCCGCCUCUGUGUCGGCCCCGGAGGCCGGUCUCAGUGCCAGCAGUCGUCGCAUACUUGAACUCCUCGAGAGAGCGUCGACGCCAGUGCAAGACGCGCGCCGUCAGCCCUACUCGUCGGCCACCGCAUCCGCCCGACAGCACUACUUCACCUCAGCCUCCGACUACUCGUUGAGGGCCAGCAAAAGGCCCCGAAUGGGUGGUCCGCCCACUGGCGCCACGCCGUUGGCCUCGCAGGCGGUGAUUGAUCGCAGAUUCGCGCCCCAGAAGUGGGAGUUAAAGCUCGUGCCCGACGCUGACGGCGCCGCUAAGCUGUCUGUCGCCCCGAAGACCACCGACGAGUUGAUCGCGUCGGCCGCUCGCGAAGACAAUACACGACUCGCCGAUAGGUUUGACCCCAAAAUGUUGGGAAGAGUUCAGCGAAGAGAGGAGAGACGCGGCGCCAAAAUACACGUGAAUGACAAUCAAGAGGACGACGACCAGUGUUUGCAACGGUUGGCUGCGGUCCAGCCCCUGGCGAUACCGUCGGGCGCUCUGUUGCCUACCUUUACGUUCAGCAAAUCGUCGACAGCAGUGACUGAUCGUAAGCCCGCGUCGGAUGCCGUACGCAAACCCAUAACCACUACAACUGUGACCAAAAUCUUUGCCACAGAAGAGGACGACGAGUGCCCUGUUUUCGCGUUCACAGAACCAGUGCUCAAACGCAAAGCGCGCAAACUGUCCAUCAGAGGCAUCGAUGAGUCGCCGCCGCCCGUCGACGGCAAGAAAGGCUCGUUUGUGUUCAGUAGUCCCGCCGCCUCUUUGCCCGUCACUAAUAAUAAGUCGAACGGAAUUAACGAUUUAAUAAAGGCUUCGACGGCACCGCCGGUCACUCCUAUACCACCAUUGGGUGCGAAGACUCGCGACUCGACGCCUGCCGUAAGCGCCGCUACUUUUAAUGGUUUGGACGCCAUUUCGACGACGCCUUCAUUCACCACAAUAACCACUUCUACCACAACAACGGCUAAGACUACAACAACAGCACCGAAACCACAGUUAGAUUCACCCGCUGUUGACUCUCCCAAACGAGUGGACCCGAAGCUAUUCUCCUUUGGCGUACCAUUCAGUGCGAGUAAUACCACGAGUGGGUCUUCAUCGUCGCCAACAGUGCCAACACAACAACAACUGAUUACUAAAUCGUCGCCAAAAGCGUCGACACCGACAAAGACAUUGCCCUCUUUUGGGGCGUUUGGCACUAUCGACAAAUUCAAACGCAAAGCGCGCAAACUGUCCAUCAGAGGCAUCGAUGAGUCGCCGCCGCCCGUCGACGGCAAGAAAGGCUCGUUUGUGUUCAGUAGUCCCGCCGCCUCUUUGCCCGUCACUAAUAAUAAGUCGAACGGAAUUAACGAUUUAAUAAAGGCUUCGACGGCACCGCCGGUCACUCCUAUACCACCAUUGGGUGCGAAGACUCGCGAUUCAACGCCUGCCGUAAGCGCCGCUACUUUUAACGGUUUGGACGCCAUUUCGACGACGCCUUCAUUCACCACAAUAACCACUUCUACCACAACAACGGCUAAGACUACGACAACAGCACCGAAACCACAAUUAGAUUCACCCGCUGUUGACUCUCCCAAACGAGUGGACCCGAAGUUAUUCUCCUUUGGCGUACCAUUCAGUGCGAUCAGCUGUUUGAGCGCUACGGUUGCGGCCGCAGCGCCCGCACCGGUUGGGGCCGUAUUCGACGGUUGGGGCGAUAAAUUCAAACAGGCGUCCGGAACGUGGAGUUGUCCCGUCUGUUGUAUCUCUAAUAAGGACAGCGAUUCGCGGUGUUUGGCCUGUGAAGAGCCCAAACCUGGCGGUGGCGGCGGAACCACCACUUCUAAGGACACAUUUUCCGAUAUAAAGACUGCUAACAAAUCUGGUUUUGGCGGCAAUACAUCGGCCUUUAGUUCUUUGCCGGCACUGCAGGACAAUAAUCAGCCGCUCUUUGUGUUCGGCACUCCUUCUGAAGUUAAGGUCUCGACGACGACCAGCGCUUCGUUCGGCGGUUUUGGUAUCGCAUCGCCGGCGCCAGCGGUAACGCAGCCGACCUCUACUCCCCUAUCGAGUACUUUUGGUGGCUUUGGUUCCACACCAUUAGCUCCUGUGAUGACACAAUCGUCGUCCCAAUCGGCGACCUCUGCCUCCACGACCACCGCAUCGUUCGGCAACUUUGGCGGCAAUGCGUUAACCGCUUCGGCGACCGGUUUAUCGCAAUUUAAGGCCUCGACAACGACAUCACCUCUGGCGGCGAAUCCAACGUUCGGCGGAUUCGGUUUAACCACUUUAGCUCCUGUAGUAACACAACAGUCCGCCUCAUCGGCGGCCACCAAAACGGGCAUCACUUUUGGCGGUUUCGGUCAAUCAGCGACACCAGCCGUUACCACACAAUCACAGCCGACAUCAUCGGCCGCGCCGUUCGUUUUCGGUGGCUUUAGUACCAAUCAAGCGUCGGCUCCCACAGCGUCGAAGAGCUCUCCGCCGACAUCAUCGGCCGCGCCGUUCGUUUUCGGUGGCUUUAGUACCAAUCAAGCGUCGGCUCCCACAGCGUCGAAGAGCUCUCCGGUGACCUCUACUACCACCGCAUCGUCUUUCAUCAGCUUUGGCGCCAACAAUAGCACCGCAACCACAGCCUCAGUACCGGCUGUAAAGCCUCCGCCGGCUUACACUUUUGGCGGCUUCGGUGGCGCCAGUGGUGGCCAAUCGACAACCCCUUCGAUCACUCAAUUCCAGAGUCCCUCGCAGUCGACGCCCACUUUUGGUGGUUUCGGUGCCACACCAGCGAUGCCUUCAGUGCCUAAAUCGACGACCUCUGCCACUGACUCGUCCGCAGCCACACAGCAGAGCAAACCCGAGUCCAAACUGUUUCAAUUCGGCACUCAAUCGGCAACCGCUGGACAACAAUCGUCUAAAGAACAAAUAAAAUCGUCACCGUUUGGCUUCGGAGGGUUUGGUGGCAACCAAUCGACCGCUACAACUGCCGCCACCGCAGCGGCGCCCGUAUCGCAGACACCGGCGAAUCCGACACCGUUUACCUUUGGCUCGACGUUUGGUUCGGGCAACCAAUCAGUGCCUACAGCCGUACCGCAGAGCCAAUCGGCGCCUCAACAGCAGCCAAAGGUACCGUCGUUUUCGUUCAACGGCUUUGGCAACAACAGCGCGCCCUCUACUGGAGCCCAACCAUCGUUGCCCUCAUUCACGAGUCAAUCCCAAUCGUCGGCGACGGGAACUCCGUUUACUUUCGGUGGCUUUGGGUCCGCGCAGUCAGCAUCAGCUCCGACCUCCCAGACGGGGCCCAAACCGCCGUCGUUUGCGUUUAACGGGUUUGGCAACAACAGCAACACUCCCACAGCGCCCGCACCCGUCAACCAAUUCUCCAGUAGUCAAUCGCAGGCCGUGACCACUGCCGGCGCCGCCGCUCCGUUCGCGUUUGGCGGUUUCGGCACCACUCAGUCGGCGCCGACACCCGUUGUACCGACAGUACCUCAAUUCCAGAGCCAACCCGCGGCCCAACCCCUCCUACCGACGGCUCCGCAGUUUAAUUUCACGCAACAGCCGUCGUUUGACUUCGCCUCUAUGGCCAGCACCGGCGCCGCCGCCGCUCAGCCACUAUUCCAGUUCUCGGCCGAACCGACGGCGCAAACGACAGCAACCAAUCGGUUCAUCAAAAAAGCCAAACGACGUCUCAAUCCAUCAUAACUUUCUGUUUGUUUUUCACGCAUUAUUUUUAAUCCAUUUUUCAAUAUAAAUGUUAUAAAUUUCAUGAAUAUAUUGAUAAUACAAUUGAAAAAUACAGAUAAAUAUUAUUAUUGAAUAACAUAUACACAAAAAUAUAUGAUCUAUUUUUGUGGUCAAUCGCCGACAAUAACUUUUAUGUGUUAUAUAUUAUAAUUAUAUAUAAAAGUGCUGUAUUUUCUCACACAAGAAA